CGCACACGAGUUCCGCUGAAACGCGCCGCCGUUGUUCCCCCGCGCGGUUAGCCGCCCGACGGCGCGCCGUUUCCCCCCUGCCCAGAUCUUCCGCCCUUCCGCCCCUCUGCUCCGAAAUCGACGCCGGCCUCCACCGCCCGCCCGCCCGCCCAUCUGCUCCGGCACCUCCUCUGUGCAGCCCGGCGCGGCCAGAUGGAGGCGGCGGCGGCCGGAAGGGGCCUGGACCUGGCUGGCCCGCUCCGCGACCUCCUCCCGCCGGUGGACUUCUGCUGCGCGUACGGCUCCACCCUCACCCACGCCCGCCCCGACGCCACCUCCAUGGUCGACUACAUCCUCGGCGUCGCCGACCCCCUCCAGUGGCACUCCGAGAACUUGGCGAGGAACCCCACGCAUUACUCUAGCUGGAUGGCACGCCGUGGCCCCGAAUCCGUCACUUGGCUCGCAGAUCGUGUCGGUGUCGGGGUGUACUUUAAUCCCUUUGUCGAGUGGGGAGACAAGAGGAUCAAGUAUGGGGUCGUAGCGAUGAAGGACCUGGCGACGGAUAUCUUGACCUGGGACCAGUUCUACCUAAGUGGCCGACUGCAGAAACCUGUUCGUGUUCUUGUCGAUAACUGGGAUAUAAGGAAAGUUAACACAGUUAAUCUGAAAAUGGCAGCUGCAGCUUCUCUGCUUCUUUUGCCAGAAGAAUUCACUGAGUAUGACCUAUACGCAAAAAUUUGCAGCCUAUCUUAUAUGGGUGACAUAAGGAUGUUAUUUGCCGAAGACAAAUAUAAGGUCAAGAAGAUUGUGGACGGUAGUUUCCAGCCAUUUCAAUCGAUGUACAGACCCCUGAUACAUGAGUAUAUUUGUGAAGGGAUACUGAAGAUGUCAGAUUACAGACAACAAAAGGCUUUCAAGCAGGACUGUGGUGUAUCUGCAACGAACGAACUGUUUUCUUCUCUCCCGCGUAUGAUCCAAAGGAGACUGCAGGGAAGAUUCACAUCGAAUAGCACAGAAAUACCGACUCACAUACCGACCCGCACGUUGGUUCCAUCGAAAGAGGUGGCAGCGGCAUCCGUCCGCACGGCUCUUAGGCGCCGCGUAAUGGUUUCGAGCGCACGGCAAGCAGCUUGCGGGCUGCUCGCCGCUGGCGGCAUGGUCGCCGCGCGGUACCUGGGGAAGAAAAUGUCCAAGGCCUUGAGCACCCGAUGUUUGACGUUUUUUUAGUUAUUAUACAUACGGAAGGCGUGGCUUCCCCUAGUUUAACAUGCAGGAUAUGUUUGUUGUAGACUUAAAAGAGUGUGCUGGUGGGUUGAAUCAAAGGUUGGAAGCCUGGUGACCCACAACGUUCUAUGAAAAUCGUGUGGAAUUUCAUGGGGGAGUCAGUUUUGCCGGAUCAUUCCGGAGUAACGUCUGGUGCUGCUGAACAAUACUAACCGUUAGCAUACAUAGAAAGUUACAUGGCACUCUGUCUUUUGUUGAAUGUUGUAUACUUUUUUUUUUGGGACGUCAUGCGGUGCCAUAUGGUUGUACUUGCAGCAAAUUCUACAUGCAGAUAGUUACUGCUCCAAGAACCUCCUCUGAUUUCCUUGUGGCUGGAACACGGCAACAUUGUGUUGUUUUUGUUUUUCUGUCGAGCUGAAUGUUGAUGCU
This is a messenger RNA of Triticum aestivum (bread wheat), 1632 nucleotides long. Its product is annotated as phosphatidate cytidylyltransferase, mitochondrial. NCBI's taxonomy places the organism in Eukaryota, Viridiplantae, Streptophyta, Magnoliopsida, Poales, Poaceae. Gene Ontology annotation, molecular function: phosphatidate cytidylyltransferase activity. Bases 193 to 1206 code for a protein of 337 amino acids. The record is from RefSeq and is a predicted model, not a curated record. Gene Ontology annotation, biological process: cardiolipin biosynthetic process; CDP-diacylglycerol biosynthetic process. Gene Ontology annotation, cellular component: mitochondrion. The transcript is spliced from 9 exons.